AUGGACUCAUUUGACAGUCCGCUUGCCUCACCUUCAAAGGCACGGCAAGCUGCUAUGCAAGCGAAGGACUGGGCGUACAUAAAUUCAUGGCUCGCUCGGCAAUAUGCGCCCAAACCCACACCCCAAUUCGAACGAAAUGAGGACACACUCCGUGUUCUCCUGACAUUGGCAGCGGCCAAUGAUGCCGCAGACGAGGAAGCAAAUGUCCAACAUCGAGCACGGGAAGAAGCCAUCCAAGCCUUCAAAGCCAAGGAAGAGGCUGAGCGCAAAGACCCACACGAGCGACAAAAGAACGAGAUUCUAGAUGAAGUGGAAAUGUGUCUUGACGACAAGGGAAAGCGUGAUCUCGAUGACCUUGCCGAGUCGGCGGUUGUAAUGGGCAACACACUGAACCCCGAGCCAGAGGAUCUGAGUCACUCGAUUGUUGAGCUGACGGCAGAGGAUUUUGAAGCGCAAGACCAAAUAGCCAAGGUUGAAACGCUACGUCUAUACUUGCAGAAAGAGCUUUCCCGUCUUCAAGCUGAUCUGGAGCAGCUCAAGUCGGACGAGGCAUAUUCCAUACCUCAAGGCAUCCAGGUACAGACCUCGGAGUGGAUCCGUGGCACCAAAACGCUGUCUACGAAAGUUGGGGAGUAUCAUGACCGAAUCGCUUCAUUGGAAAGAAACCAGCCGCAAGGUCCUACAAUUGAACAACUGAUGGCGGAAGAAGAAAGUGUGAUUCGUAUGCGAGAGAUGGUUGUUUCUCUGGAGGGACGUGUAAGGGCUUUUCACGAUCUUCCUACCGAUAUUCCAGGGGCACGGGCCAGAUACAAGGAACUGGAGCGAGAGCUAGGUCAGCUUAUUCGGCAGCGUGAUACAAUGUUUGGUACCCUGGUAAGGUGA
Messenger RNA from Penicillium verhagenii, 882 nucleotides. RefSeq lists its product as uncharacterized. Gene Ontology annotation, cellular component: HAUS complex; cytosol. The transcript has a single exon. Lineage: Eukaryota; Fungi; Ascomycota; Eurotiomycetes; Eurotiales; Aspergillaceae. Bases 1 to 882 code for a protein of 293 amino acids. The record is from RefSeq and is a predicted model, not a curated record. Gene Ontology annotation, biological process: spindle assembly.